CUCCACAAAGUUGGAUAUUCAGACAGCUGCAAGCACCUCCCAAUCCAUAUUUCGUAUAUCCAUGCUAAAUUUCAAAGAUUUCUAAAAUCGUGGAGAAACCCUAGAUCUGGAAUAAAAUCCUAAUUUGGUCAAUAAGCGUUGAAUUAUCAGGUUGCUUUCCUGCGUUUUUCUGGCAAAAAGUUUUGAAAAGAUUCGAAAAAGAUGGAGGGAACUCCUCAUCCGGUGCCGAGGACUGUGGAGGAAGUCUUCAGCGAUUUCAGAGGUCGUCGAGCUGGUCUCCUCAAAGCUCUUACUGCUGAUGUGGAGAAGUUUUAUCAGCAGUGUGAUCCUGUUCUCAACCUCGUUUCAAUGCUAAAGGGAUUGUGUGUUGGACUGAUUAUUGUUUCUGCAUGCUGCCUUGUAGAAAAAGAGAACCUCUGUCUAUAUGGGCUUCCAAAUGAGACUUGGGAAGUAAACUUGCCUGUUGAGGAAGUGCCACCCGAACUGCCUGAGCCAGCUCUUGGGAUAAACUUUGCCCGAGAUGGGAUGCAAGAGAAGGACUGGUUAUCACUUGUUGCAGUACAUAGUGACUCGUGGCUGCUUUCUGUUGCAUUCUACUUUGGUGCACGAUUUGGAUUUGGUAAAAGUGAAAGCCUGUUGGAGAAGUCAUUAAGAUAUCAAGAUAUGCUUAUUCAGAUAGAGAAGCCGUUGAGCCUCCAAACUACUUGGAAUAGUUUUUGUUUAAUCCCUAAUCUCAGUUGGAAAUCCAUUUUGUACAGGAAACGGCUUUUUCAGAUGAUUAAUGAUCUCCCCACCGUUUUCGAAGUUGUUACAGGGGCCGUUAAGCAGACAAAGGACCAAAAUAAUGGCAACAGGAACAGAUCUAGUAACAAAAUGCCUUCUCGACAGCCCGAGUCCCAACCCAAAGCAAUUAAGAUGGCGGAUGAAGAAGAUGAGUCGGGAGGUGAGGAAGAAGAAGAGGACGAUGAACAGGGAGCCACGUGUGGAGCCUGUGGGGAUAAUUAUGCAAAUGACGAAUUCUGGAUUUGCUGUGAUAUUUGUGAGAGGUGGUUCCAUGGGAAAUGCGUGAAGAUAACGCCUGCAAAAGCCGAACAUAUCAAGCAAUACAAAUGCCCUACCUGCAGUAGCAAGAGGGCUAGGGUUUAGUUUAAUCUGCUGCCCAUAUUCAUAUUUGGAAGAUCGAUUCAGGGUGUAGAAAUGGUUAGUCUUAACUUCAUCCAAAGUUGAAUGGGCUAUACAAUCAAUCAGUUUAUAAAUUGGAAGAUCGGGCAAAUACCGAUCCCUCAAACUUUUGUAAUAUUUUGCCUAGAUGUUGUGUUGCUCAUGAAUUGUAGUACUCUUUAAGGAAGUUUGGUGACAGCGGUGCUCUCUUAUUUAGAAAUGGAUUGUUGAAUAUUUUUCCUUUUUUUUUUUUAAU
Molecule: messenger RNA, 1417 nt
Organism: Striga asiatica
Lineage: Eukaryota; Viridiplantae; Streptophyta; Magnoliopsida; Lamiales; Orobanchaceae
Source: the annotation of a GenBank genome assembly